GUGGGGUCUAGUUCUAAGAUUACAACUACUUGUAUAAAAUUGGCACUGAAGUUGUAAAAGAACUCACUGUGAUGUAACUUCAGGUGAACAAAACCACUGCAGACUGGCAGUGGCAUGUACUGAACAUGAGCAGAACUCUCUGAUGCAUGGUGAUCAGAACUUUAAAUACCUUUUUGCACACUUUGAACCCUGAGUCCAUAAACUCAAACCACGGCUGGAACACUCCAUCACUGACAAGCUGGAGCUGCUCAUCUGCAAUCACACAAUUCAUAAUAAUAAUUCAUCAUUUUCUUGUGCAUUUCUCAAGUGUCCACAAGCUGAUAUUGCCAGCAGACAGGAAUUUUCUAGGAACUAGUUGUGCAUUCCAAAUCUUUCCCUUCUUUCCUCCCUUUCUACAUCCUCCAAGUAGGCUGUUCUGUGAUUUGCUUGCAUUAAAAAAAAGGAAUCCUAUGCUUCUAACAUUUUUUUUUCACUUUAUAAAGCAUAAAGGUAUCCAGACCGAGAUUAGAUAUUUGAACUAUCGUAUGAAAUAGGUACGCAGUUAAAGGGCGGUCAGGCAAUGGGAUAGGUAUUACAGGGCAGUGCAGGAGUCAGCAUCCCUGGAGGUGUGCAAGGUGUUCCACGCGGGCACCGGCCGAUGGGGUUCCUGUUUCAGAGGGGUUACGGUGGCGGUGCAGGGCUGACGGCCGGGCUGCGUGCCGCAGAGGCCCCUUCCAGGCCCCACAGCUCCCUGACUCGCGCCUCCCUCACGCCUCCCUCACGCCGCGGCCGCCAUGGCCGCUCCCUCAGCCGCCGCAGCCCACGUGACCCCGCCCGGCGCGCGCCCGCCCCGCCGCGAGACUCUAUGGCGGAGGGCGCGCGCGGGCCCGGGAGCUCUCGCGAGAGCCGCGAUGGAGGCGGCGGGAGGAGGCGCCGGAGGAGGAGGAGGAGGUGUCAUGGCGGCGGCGGGCGCGGGCUCCGCGGGGUCCGCAGCGCGGGGCGGCGGCGGCUCCUCGGCCGCGUCGCGCUGGUUCUUCAGCCGCGAGCAGCUGGAGAACACGCCCUCGCGGCGCUGCGGCGUGGAGGCGGACAAGGAGCUCUCGUACCGGCAGCAGGCGGCCAACCUCAUCCAAGACAUGGGCCAGCGCCUCAACGUAUCUCAGCUUACCAUAAAUACUGCAAUUGUUUACAUGCACAGGUUUUAUAUGCAUCAUUCCUUCACAAAAUUUAAUCGAAAUAUAAUGUCUCCCACGGCAUUGUUUUUGGCUGCAAAAGUGGAGGAACAGCCACGGAAACUUGAACAUGUUAUUAAAGUAGCAAAUGCCUGUCUUCAUCCUCAAGAGCCACAGCUGGAUACAAAGAGUGAUGCAUACCUUCAACAAGCCCAAGAGCUGGUUAUACUUGAAACAAUAAUGCUUCAAACUUUAGGUUUUGAGAUUACCAUUGAACAUCCACACACAGAUGUUGUGAAAUGUACACAGUUAGUGAGAGCAAGCAAGGAUUUGGCACAGACAUCCUAUUUCAUGGCUACCAACAGCCUUCACCUUACCACAUUCUGUCUUCAGUACAAGCCCACAGUGAUAGCAUGUGUGUGCAUUCACUUGGCCUGCAAGUGGUCCAACUGGGAGAUUCCAGUAUCAACUGAUGGAAAACACUGGUGGGAAUAUGUAGAUCCCUCAGUUACUCUAGAGCUACUGGAUGAGCUAACUCAUGAGUUUCUGCAAAUACUGGAGAAAACACCUAGCAGGCUCAAGAGAAUUAGAAAUUGGCGGGCUAAUCAGGCAGCUAAGAAACCUAAAGGUGAUGGACAGGUAUCUGAGAACUCGCUUCUUGGUUCAUCUUUGGUCCAGAAUUCCAUUUUGGUGGAUACAGUUACUGGUGUAGCUGCAAACACAAGUUUCCAAAAACCAUCGACAUCGUUUCCUGCACCAGUACCUCUGACCUCAGGAAGUAUUUCUGUUCCAGACAGUCAUGCACCUGAAAAUUUGGCAAUAUUAGCUACAGGAAUGCCAAGUACCUCAUACAGUUUGGCAUCACACCAGGAAUGGCCUCAGCACCAAGAACAAACAAGGACAGAGCAAAUAUACUCUCAGAAGCAGGAGACUCUGCCUGCUAGUCAGUACAACAUGAACUUCCAAGCAGGGACGUCUGUGCAGUUGCACUCCGGAGUUCACCACAGACCUGACAAACUUGCUGAGCAUUCUACUGUCAAACAAGAAUAUUCUCAUAAGUCAGCAAACAAACACCAUGGACAAGUUGCUGCUCCUGUAAUAAUUCCUCAAAAAAUGUCUUUGGAUAAAUACAGAGAGAAGCGCAAACUAGAAACCCUGGAACUGGAUGUCAGAGAACACUAUGUAGCAACCCCUGGCGAGCAGCAGCAUAAAAAGCACCUGCAGCCACAGGCAGCCAGUUCUGUUACAUCUCCCAUUAAAAUGAAAAUUCCUAUUGCAAAUGCAGAGAAGCCUGAAAAACACUUGUCUGAUAAGAAGGAGAAGGGUGGCUCGCUCAAACUCCGUAUUCCAAUCCCACCCACAGAAAAGGGUGCCAGUAAGGAGGAGCUGAAAAUGAAAAUCAAGGUUUCUUCCUCAGAAAGGCACAGCUCGUCGGACGAGGGCAGCGGCAAGAGCAAACACUCGAGUCCCCACGUUAGCAAAGAGCAUAAGGACAAACACAAAGAGCACUCGCUGAACCGCCACCACGGCGUGGGCCACAAGCACUCGCACUCGCACGGGGGCGGCAGCGGCAGCAGUAAGCACAGCACCGAUGGAGUGACGCCCUCUGUGCUGAGGAGUCCCGUGGGCCUGAGUAGCGACAGCAACUCCUCUAGUUCCGGCUCUUCGAGGAAGAAGUUGCACAGCAAUGAUGCUUCUCACAACCACCACUCCAAAAUGAGCAAAAGUUCCAAAAGUUCAGGUAGUUCAUCUAGUUCUUGCUCUGUUAAGCAGUAUGUAUCCUCUCACAACUCUGUUUUUAACCUUCCCUUACCCCCUCCUCCCCCUGUCACAUACCAGGUGGGCUACGGACAUCUCAGCACCCUCGUGAAACUGGACAAGAAACCAGUGGAGAACGGUCCUGAUGCCCAUCCCCAGUACAGUACAAACAGCCAGCAUAUGGACUACAAAGACACAUUCGACAUGCUGGAUUCGCUGUUAAGUGCCCAAGGAAUGAACAUGUAGUCAAUUCUUAGCUUUGUUGAAGACUCUACCUUAAUCUGAGAAGAAUUAGUACACACCAUGGAAUUAUGUACAUCCCACUAGAGCUCACAUGCCCAGGCUCCUGCCUUUAUUCUGCAAGGUACUUUAACGUGAAGAAACUUUAACGUGAUGUUGCCAUGGAUGUCUGGCAUGAGCACCAAUUGAUAUUCCUCAAAAAAGGACUGUUAACUGCUUGAACUUUGAAAAUUACUGUGAUGUUAGGAUUUCUCUUAUACUGGCAUAAUGUUCUGUCAUUGUUAUGUGACAUUAUACCUACAGAAACUAUUAAUAAAGAAUUUUGCUAGAAAUACUGAUUUCUCUUUGCUUUUAUAAAGUUUAGACAACUCUCUGAAGUCAGGAGGCUGACUGACUACUGGAAUAAAAUAAAGUUUGAAAGCUAUUUAAGUAACUAAGAUGUUCAGCACUCUGAGGAAAGUUGGUUUUACAAUGUUCACGUUACAUCAGAGCUGACACUGAGGUCAGUGUCUUGGAUUCUUGAGAGCUCAGCUCUGAACAGUUGUAGGGCUGAGCUUUAGUGCCUCUCUUCCUGGAGCCUGGGUGCUCACAAAGUCUAAAGAUUUACCCCAUUUUGAUAGGAAAAAGCCAAAUCAACAAAAGGAUAUUCUAACUACUAAUCUCUGCCUUUUUUGCUUUAUUAAUACUUAAUAAUGCUUUUUAGAUUUUAUUUAAUUUUGUGCAAUUAGUAGUAGCUAGUUCUGCCAAGUGUAAAGACCAUUGGAGUGUAGAGGGGCUCUGUUCUGUCAUCCAGUCACAGAUAGUGCUCACUCCAGUGGUCAGAGAAACACUUCAGGUUUUCAGUGAUAUCAGCACCCCAUGGGGACAGUAAGGAAGACAGAGCCAGACUCUGCAGUGCUAGCAGUGACAGGACAAGGGACAACAGGACAACUAGACCUAUAAGAUAGUCUUCAAACAUAAAAUCACUUUUAGCAUGAGGGGGUUAAAGACUGGAGCAUGUUGCCUGGAGUGGCUGUGGAGUGUCCAUCCAUAGUCAGACUCAAAGUCAAUGGGACAAGGGCCUGAGCAACCUGCUUCAGUCAGCCCUGCUCUGAGCAGUGGGGCUGGACCAGAAGAUCUCCAGAGCCCCUUCCAACCUCAAACUUCUGGGACAUGGAAGUGCCCAUAAAAUGCACUAUUUCAUUUAAAACAGGCAGUCCCAUGGUUUAGAUAAUUAUCUCUUGCAAUUAUCAGCACAGUGUCUUCAGGGGCCUCAGGAACACAGAGCUGAUCAAUGUAUGUAAAAAACUUAUUCACCAGCUACAGACUGAAGUGCCCAUCCAGUUAAAAGGGCCCACCUGACUGAAUAAAAACCUCAGUACCAUUUAUGCCAGUAGAUGGUCUGAGGUUCCUCUCAUCCA
Messenger RNA from Vidua macroura (Pin-tailed whydah), 4549 nucleotides. RefSeq names its product cyclin T2 (gene CCNT2). Gene Ontology annotation, biological process: regulation of transcription by RNA polymerase II; positive regulation of DNA-templated transcription, elongation. The transcript has 10 exons. Bases 774 to 3155 code for a protein of 793 amino acids. Gene Ontology annotation, molecular function: cyclin-dependent protein serine/threonine kinase activator activity. Gene Ontology annotation, cellular component: cyclin/CDK positive transcription elongation factor complex; nucleus. NCBI's taxonomy places the organism in Eukaryota, Metazoa, Chordata, Aves, Passeriformes, Viduidae. The record is from RefSeq and is a predicted model, not a curated record.